Molecule: messenger RNA, 1471 nt
Organism: Argentina anserina (silverweed cinquefoil)
Lineage: Eukaryota; Viridiplantae; Streptophyta; Magnoliopsida; Rosales; Rosaceae
Product: F-box/kelch-repeat protein At3g06240-like
Exons: 3
Coding region: 1-1269 (422 amino acids)
Molecular function (GO): protein binding
Source: RefSeq, a predicted model, not a curated record
AUGUCUUUUCCCAAUGUUGUCAGAGCGUAUUCACUUGCUUCCGGUGCGUUUUUGACCGGUUUUGACACGCUUCUUGACGUUUUCUUCUGUCCAUAUGAAGGAACAUUUCAAGAUGUGGAGGUGACUAUGCUGGAUAUGCCGGAAGACCUGCCGGUGGUGAUCAAACAAAAUGGCAACCGCCGAGAAAGUCGAACAAGAACUACCUGGGAGAUCAUCCGCGAGAUUCUAGCCUGGCUGCCGGUCAAGUCCUUAUGCCGAUUCAGGUGUGUCCAGAAGUCUUGGAAUUAUUUAACCUACGACCCUCGCUUUAUCAAAUUUCACUAUGACAAAGCCACCGAGCACGACAAUGUGCUCUGCCAAAGACGAAGAGUCUUCGUUUGUAAUAUGUGGAUGCUUUGCUCUGUUAAUCUUGAUGAGGGUCUCAAGCAUAUUAAUCUCGAUGACCAUUCUGGGUAUCGGUUUUUAGUAGACAGUACAUAUCUUCGGGAUUUCAUGGGUUUGGCGAUUCAUUGCAAUGGCUUGUUGUUCGGCUGGUCUUGCUAUCAUGAGUUUAUGUUGUUUAACCCUGUUAUCAAUCAGACCAAGAUUUUGCCUAUGCCUCCGACGUAUGAUAGUUUGACUCUUGAGCUGUGUGGGUUUGGAUUUGAUGUGUCUGCAAUGGAUUACAAGGUGGUUCAUGGGCAUUUCUGUGAUGAUGGACUUAGGUUCAGUCUUUAUUCAUUGAUAUCAGGUUCUUGGCGAGUCAUUGAAACAAUGUAUCCUUACAUACAUCGAACACCGGCUGUGGAGGGGAGAAUAGUGAAUGGAGGAGUACAUUGGAUGGUUGGAAAUGUGAAAGAUGGAUCAUCAUCCAUGGUUAUUAUAUCUUUUGGUUUAGCGGAUGAGGAUGUUAGUGAGAUUUUAAUGCCGCCGGAUUUUAAUGUUUAUGAAGAUGAAGAGGAGUAUUAUCUCAGUGUCUUUGAAGGAUGCAUAUGUGUGGGCAAAAGGGAUGCCCUGGCUUUUUGGGUCAUGAGAGAGUAUGGAGUGGUCAAUUCCUGGACUAAAAUAAGAAUGAACAUACCAUUUUAUGAGGGGUUACAUUCCGGUUUUGUGAAGAAAAAUCAUCAUCUGUUGCUGUUUCAAGUGGGUUCGCAACUGCAGUUGGUCAUGUACAAUUUUGAUAAGAAAAGAUCUCGCAAUCUAUCCGUUCAUGGAGUUCGCGAGGUUUGUUCUGCUGGAAUUUACUUGGAGAGCCUUGUGUCACCCAAUAAAUAUAGCAUCACUCAAUAAUUUAGCAUUGCAGCUGCAAUGCAGCUGGAAUAGGAGCAAGUAUAUUUCUACCCGAGGACAUCUUUAGCUGUAGUGAUGCGAGCAUGUGAAAGGCUUUUCUCAUGUUUUGGUUCAAAUUCAGGUGCACCUGAACUUCAGUUGUCAUCUUUUGGUUUAUAGCUAGAGUCUAGCUCUAAAAAACAAUUUUUCUAACUUAGUUACC